Ambispora gerdemannii is the source of this 908-nucleotide messenger RNA. NCBI's taxonomy places the organism in Eukaryota, Fungi, Glomeromycota, Glomeromycetes, Archaeosporales, Ambisporaceae. The record is from the annotation of a GenBank genome assembly.
AUGUCUGAUAUUGAACUUCUCGUCGGAGAAUCUUCUACACUACCUCGGAAAAAACGGCGCCGACAAGAUACUUCAUAUGCCGAAAAAAAAGAAAUUUGUGAGUUUGCAAAGACUGUGGCAGGAAAUCCAAAAUGGACUCACCAGGCUAUUGCUGACAAGUUCCAAAAGACGCGUACCUUUAUUACUACAUUGCUUAAACAACAAGACAAGUGGAUAAAUUACGAUUUAAAUGGAACAAACAAUCGUAGCCGUGAACGUACACCAAGAUUUCCUCAAGUAGAAGAAGGAUUGUGGACUUGGUGUCUUGGGGCUAUGCAUGCCAAAGUCUUUCUCACUGAUGCCAUCUUAUUGGAAAAAGCAGGUCUUAUUGCUACACAAUUAGGUAUAAGUGAUGAACAAUAUGAAAAUGACACCCUAAACACACCUCCGAAUCUACUAAAUGCCGUGCACAAUAUUGCUACUGCUUGGGAUGCUGUUACCGCCACAACAAUUUCAAAUUGCUGGAAAAAAACAGGCAUUGUAAAUACCAAUGAUAUAAUUACUGCUGCACAUAUCAUUGAUGCAACCAUUCAAGAUGAAGAAUUGCAAUUGGGUUCAGCUUUGAAUGUUCUCAGACCUUUGGCAAAUUACGAAGUCAUUGAUCCUCAAGAAUACGUUGACAUUUCUACUGAAAAUGAUGCUAUUCACCGUAUACUUAGUAUUAAAGAAAUCAUUAGCAUUAUUCGGCAACAAGAUGACAAUACCGAAAAUAGUGAUGAAGAUGGACCAGCACCUCCGAAAAUAUCAAUUUCAGUCGCUCUUUCUUCUAUUAAUAAUAUUUCUCUCUUUCUUCAGCAAGAAGACCCUUCCUCAUCUACCCAAAAUCAACUUGCUAUUCUUCGGCAGCUUACUCGUGAACUCAACACAAA